This is a messenger RNA of Ctenocephalides felis (cat flea), 1162 nucleotides long. Its product is annotated as phospholipase A1 member A-like. NCBI's taxonomy places the organism in Eukaryota, Metazoa, Arthropoda, Insecta, Siphonaptera, Pulicidae. Bases 16 to 1035 code for a protein of 339 amino acids. The transcript has 6 exons. The record is from RefSeq and is a predicted model, not a curated record. Gene Ontology annotation, molecular function: lipase activity.
GAAGCAGAAUGUUUUAUGCCAAGAUCAGCGCCAGAUGGUGCUCCUCUAGAAGCUUAUUUGUAUAACAAUGAGUAUGAAGGCUUACCCCUCACCCCUGAAAUAUGGGAAGAAAUUGAAAUACCAAGUUGUCAUGAUAUUCGUUUUGUUCUUCACGGAUAUCAUCAAACCAGAUUGGACGUGAUGUCUAUAAUAAAAGCGUAUCAAGGUCGUGAAAACACUUCAGCCAUUGUCCUAGACUGGGAGCCUACAGCCUCUUUAAACUAUAACCAGGCAAAAUCUACGCUCUACAACGUAGCAAUUUCUUUGCGGUCACUGUUAACUAUAACUUCCGAAUAUACAGGAAAGAAACUCUCGGAUUUUCAUAUAGUCGCAUUUGGUCUAGGGGCACAGUUGGCGGCUACUCUUGGCAGAAUGGUAGACGGUGAAAUCGGGAUGAUUAUAGGUCUAGAUCCAACGAUAUCAGGUUGGAAUGAAGAUAAAAAGGAGGACAGGGAAAAUAUGUUGAACAAAGAUUGUGCUAAAUUUGUACGAAUCAUCCAUACAGAUGGUGAGCGAUACGGCGUUAGGUAUCCGAUGGGACAUGCGGAUUUCUACAUGAAUGGCGGAUUUUAUCAGCCAGGUUGCAAAGAAGAUGAUGAAUUAUGUGCGCAUUUGAGAGCCAUAGAUUACAUGGCCGAAGCCAUUGAAAAGAACCGAAUGCACAUUGGUUUUCGGUGCGCAAGCUGGUACGACUUGCGGUAUAACGGAGAAUGCAGGAUAGUGCCAAACAGGCAUUCGAUGUAUGUCUCGAACGAAGCUGCAAGGUGUCCAGAGGAAUACGAAGAAGGGAUAUUUUAUGCUGCCACCAACGCAAGGCCACCUUAUUCUUUGUUUCCGCCACAUUACAUAUACGUCGCCAAUGAUGUCGUUCACGUUUCUCAUACCACAGGAGUAUAUGGAUCCGACUGGCCAAUUCCUGUUCAUUGUAACAGCAAAGAAACACCUGGAGAUAACAGCAUUUUAAAAAAGUCACAAAAUGCUAAUUGUAAUGGCUAAGGUUUGGUGAAAAAGUAUCAAUGAGGUUAAAAAAUUUUGAAUGACGAUCAAAAUGUUCGUUGUACAGCAUAGUUUACUCUGCCGAAAAUAUCUUCUUGUUAAAAUAUGAAAAUUUGCAUUGUGUGAU